Molecule: messenger RNA, 5238 nt
Organism: Anopheles darlingi
Lineage: Eukaryota; Metazoa; Arthropoda; Insecta; Diptera; Culicidae
Gene: AP-1gamma
Product: AP-1 complex subunit gamma-1
Exons: 16
Coding region: 703-3615 (970 amino acids)
Biological process (GO): intracellular protein transport; receptor-mediated endocytosis; Golgi to vacuole transport
Cellular component (GO): membrane coat; Golgi apparatus; AP-1 adaptor complex
Molecular function (GO): clathrin-cargo adaptor activity
Source: RefSeq, a predicted model, not a curated record
UAAACAACUCCCGCUAGUGUGGGAGGGGGACGUGGCCGAAGUGCCCUUCCGCGCUGGCUCUUAAUUUUCCUUUAUCGAUUAGAAGAACCGAGCAAAGUGUCUGUCCCCGCAUCGCAUCAACAGCAUGCAGGAAAGCUCAAGAUGGAGCACACAGAAAGAGUACGAUAACAGCUGCGAAGCGGCAGGUGCAGGAUGAAACUCAUGGCCAACCGCGGAAAGUGUACUUCCGGCGCAACGGAGAUGAGUGAGCGGGUGAUAGUGUGAAAAGUGCAAAAAAGGAUAACCCAAAUCGAGUAGGCGUGUGGAAACCGUGGCCUACUUCCUACGCUACUUGCUCUGCUCCUCCAGCUCACCAGCUUUCCUUCUUGCUCCGUGCUCCAUCUAUUGUUUCUGUGUAAUUGGUGUCUGUGCGAAAGAGGUGCAAAAGAGAAGUGCUCUGUGGGCAGAUCGGUGAGUAAGUGUGACGAAGAAGGUAAAGGUGCCCAGGAAGAAAACGACAGUGUAUGUGGUCACCCCACGCAAGUACCAGCAGCAGCAGCAGUCGCGAUUCCUCUUGAGUUGAGGGCGCCGGAACCGGAAACGGGCGGGAGAAAGAGAAGCGCGACGGAACACGGAACGAGAAGAGCACAUUAAUCAUCGUGUGGGACGCGUGUGGCUUCGAGGAGACAAGCCUGCAGCAGGGCAUCGAGUGUCACCGCCACGAUGAAUGCCUCCGAUCAUGGAUUCAAUCCAGCGUUCAAUAUGGCCACCAUACGACAAGCUAUCAACGAAACGAUAGAACGAGUGCGCAUACCCACGCCUACCCGUCUGAGAGAUCUGAUCCGUCAGAUACGUGCGGCACGAACAGCGGCCGAGGAGCGGGCCGUCGUGAACCGCGAGUGUGCCUACAUCCGCAGCACCUUCCGCGAGGAGGACUCGGUAUGGCGGUGUCGCAACAUCGCCAAGUUGCUCUACAUCCACAUGCUGGGUUAUCCGGCACACUUUGGACAGCUCGAGUGCCUGAAGCUGACGGCGAGCCCCCGUUUCACUGACAAACGCAUAGGUUACCUGGGGGCUAUGCUGCUGUUAGACGAACGGCAGGAUGUUCAUCUGCUGAUUACCAACUGUCUCAAGAAUGACCUCAACAGUCCGACACAGUUCGUCGUGGGUUUAGCCCUCUGUACGCUCGGGGCAAUCGCAUCGCCCGAGAUGGCCCGUGAUUUGGCCGGCGAAGUAGAAAAGCUGAUGCGGUCACCGAACGCGUACAUCCGGAAAAAGGCGGCCCUGUGUGCGUUUCGCAUCAUCAAACGCGUACCCGAGUUGAUGGAAAUCUUUCUUCCUGCGACCCGAUCGCUGCUGAACGAGAAAAAUCAUGGUAUCCUAAUCGCUGGCGUUACGCUUAUCACGGAAAUGUGCGAAAAGAGUUCUGACACCUUGAAUCACUUCAAGAAGAUUGUGCCGAAUCUUGUGCGAAUUCUGAAGAAUCUGAUUCUCGCCGGAUACUCCCCGGAGCACGAUGUGAGCGGAGUGAGCGAUCCGUUCCUGCAGGUCAAGAUACUGCGUCUGUUGCGAAUUCUGGGUCACAACGAUCCGGAUGCAUCGGAAGCGAUGAACGAUAUCUUAGCCCAGGUGGCGACCAAUACGGAGACGAGCAAAAACGUGGGCAACACGAUUCUGUACGAGACGGUGCUCUCCAUCAUGGACAUCAAAUCGGAGGGAGGCUUGCGUGUACUAGCUGUUAACAUCCUUGGGCGGUUUCUGCUGAACAGUGACAAGAACAUCCGGUACGUGGCACUCAACACGCUGCUACGAACGGUGCACGCAGACAUCUCGGCCGUGCAGCGACAUCGCAGCACGAUACUGGAGUGCCUGAAGGAUCCGGACGUUUCGAUUCGACGCCGCGCGAUGGAGCUAUCGUUUGCGCUGAUCAACUCGCAAAACAUACGCAUAAUGUCGAAGGAGCUACUAGUGUUUCUCGAGAAGGCGGAUCCCGAGUUUAAGGCCCAGUGUAGCAGCCGGAUGGUGCACGUGGCCGAACGCUAUGCUACCUCCAUUCGCUGGCGGCUCGAUACGCUGCUGAGUGUGCUGAUAGCGGCUGGUAAUUACGUGCGCGAUGAUGUUGUCUCUUCGACGAUUCAUCUCAUUCUGAAUAGUCCACCGGAGGAACAGGCAUACAUUGGUCUGCGGUUGUGGAGCUCGGUCCACAAUGUCGCCAACUCGGAAGAAAAGCAACCGCUGUUGCAGGUGGCCGUGUGGACGAUCGGAGAAUACGGUGACUUGGUGCUCAGUUCCGAGCGUAUCGAAGAUGUUGAAAUUCCUGCAGAGCAUCAGCUCGUCGACAUCUAUCAGCGACUGCUGUGGUCGACUUCGGUUACGACGGCGACGAAACAGUACGCCCUAGUGUCACUGGCCAAGCUCAGCACACGCAUCCGUUCAAAGGAAGAAGAAACGCGCGUCAAACAAAUCAUUGAAGCGUUUGGUUCGCAUUUACACAUCGAUCUGCAGCAGCGUGGUGUCGAAUUUGCGCAACUGUUCCGCGAUUACAGCCACUUGCGGCCUGCCCUAUUGGAAAAGAUGCCGAAAAUUACGAAAUCCCUACCGAAUGGCACGGAGGAGGGAGGUGGUUCGUUCGAGGAUCAGCAGCAACCGAGCAUCGAUCUGAUCGAGGGCGGUGAUGAUGGUGAUUCGUCGCUUAGCCCCAUCACUCCUAAAGUUGGCUCCGAUUCGCGUGCCCUUCUCGAUCUACUCGGUGGUGGUGAUGAUCCGAUUGAUGGCCUAGGUUUAACGGCAACUCCGGCGGCUGAUGUACUAAUUUCUGGGCCGGCCACUAACGGAAAAUCGGGAGCUAGCUCGCUACCGAAUGCCGGUAACAACCAGGAUCUGCUCGAUUUGCUUGGCAGUUUGGAUAUGCCCGCAAAUACCCCACCGGCAGCCGUUAGUUCAUCGAUCGGAGCCGGUACACCGGCGCUUGGGAUAGGUCUGGAUCUGAACAGUCUCAAUGACAAUAGCAUUAAGAAUGGUCUCGUCUCGUCUACCACGACCACACCGAACACGCUGCUAGCAAACUCGUCUUCGUUUGGUGGGUUGGAUAAUCUGUUGAAUUCCAACCUCACUCCUGUGACUACUGUACCCUCGACAUUGCCACUGUCCGGGCUCGGAUCGCCGGUACUAACUGGCCUAGACGGUUUGGGGUCGCCCACAGCGCCGGCGGUAAUAGGCAAUGCGAAUAGCAAUAGCAAUAGUUUAUUUAGCGACUUUUCGGCCGCUGUUAUCAACAAUAAUGAUGAAAAUGCAAAAAUACUGACGGCACUGGACAAGAACGGUAUUUUGGUGCAACUGUCGGCGAAGAAUACGGCCGGUUCAUUACAAAUUCUCAUGACGGCCACCAAUAACUCGCUCACCACGCUCGAACAGUAUCUGUUUCAGGCUGCGGUGCCGAGAAGCUUCUCACUGCAGAUGCUUUCACCAUCCGGAUCAACGCUAGCACCGGGUGGUACGAUAACGCAAGAAAUGCGUGUCACCAGUACGGCCAAGGCAACACUGAGGAUGCGCCUUCGGAUAUCGUACCAAUCGGAUGGCAAUCCAGUACAGGAGCAAACAGAAGUAUCCGGUUUCCCGGAAGAGUCAACUGAAUGAAACUCAGAGCAGCAAAUUAUUAUUGCGUGUCAAACAUCAUCGCCAUUUACGAUCGGCGAUGGAACGGCGCUGGUGACGAUUUCCCGAGCACUGUACAUGUAGUUUCUCGGACACGGAAUCGAUGCUCGCUUCGGUCUUUGGUAUGCGAGUGUGUCCAAUAACGGAUUUUCUAAUGGUUUUUCUUUGUGGUAAUUUAUCUACUUAUUAACUUAUCUUGAAGCGUGAAAUCGUGAAACAGCAGAGUCGUCAGCUUUCGUUAGAUGAUAUACGGAGGAUGAUAGGCUGCUAGUCUUAACGAGGGUUUUGUUAGGAUAUUGCUUUUAAAAGACUCUUUUUAGAACUCAUUCGCCUACAUGGCAGUAACACUCAUCCCUAUAUUUUAGCAAAUUCCAUCCACUAUUGCCUCAUUCAUUGUUUUACUUUAAUCACGUGCUGUUCGGAAGCGGAGGGAAACAGAUAACGAUGAAAGGAUCUACCCCGAAAUGCAAUAUUAAUGCGUGUGGCUCAAAGGCAUUUCCAAACUUCGGCUACAAACAUCUCCUCUACCUUUCCGGGACCAACCAAGUCUCAACAUUAUUUUCUCUCUCCCAUUUCCCUACUGCCAUCAGCCAAUCGUUAUCCUUCCUUGUAUGGCGGGUAGAACGGUUUAACAAUAGAAAGCGCAGCGCAUCUUCUGUAGUCAAAUGCGUGUGUGGGAUGGCGUGUUCUAGUACACCAUCGGAUCAUGAUAAAUUGUACAUAUAUACAUAUAAAUACUGCUUAAAACCGGGAGCGCUCGCAAGCAGCAGAUAGAAAGACAUAUGAAAGCUAUGAAAAGUAUAGACAACAUAUGGAUAAAGAGAAUAGAUUGCAGAUUAUGGAAGGAAGAGCGUGUGUAAAAGUUGUUUGUAUUAUUUUGAUAUGAUAACUAAUAGAAGCAUACCGCUUGUCCCGUUAGAUUGUGGUAAGUGUGGAUUUAGAGUUUACGACAACACAUCCUAAAAUGCGAACGCGGAUGUAGGUGUAGGGAAGCUUAGGCAAAAGAAAACGAAAGAACGGUACGGCGAUAACGACAGAGAAUGGUGAGAUAAUUAUCCUAAGGUUUAAGAAGAAAGUUAAACUAGAGACAACUAAACGAGAGCUCGAUACCGAGGAACCCACUAAAACCAACGUUACGAAAGUGACAGAGGAGGACCCUAGGAAUGAAGGGAGGGAAGUAAACCAGGGCUGCGUCCGUUCGAUGCCGCCUAGCGAUGACCUUUUGUCUGUCUGUCUAUCUCCCAGCUUCCAGUUUGCUUUCUCGGGUAUGCGUUUAUUAGAGGCAGGAUAGAAGUAGAUCCCGACAUCUCUGGUACACAGCACCAUCCAAACGGUGUUAUCCGUCCAAAAAAUAAACACUGAAAGGGAAACCCGAGAAAAGUGAUGGGAUUUAAAACUAACAAUUUUGUGUGGCACACACGAUGCGUGUAGCAAAAAAGAAGAAGAGGCACAGUCGGGAUAAGGGAAGGGAGGGAUACAAGCGUAAAACAAUAAAUAAUCAUACCCGAUAUUGCGAUCAUACGUUAACUCCAUCCGCCACACUUUAAUCCACUUACUUGUAAGACACUUCAUGAAUAAUAUAUUCCAAUAAGCGCGCGAAUAGUA